Bursaphelenchus okinawaensis is the source of this 4754-nucleotide messenger RNA. Lineage: Eukaryota; Metazoa; Nematoda; Chromadorea; Rhabditida; Aphelenchoididae. The record is from the annotation of a GenBank genome assembly.
AUGGAAGCGUAAGUAAACCUUGAUAAGUUGAUGUCUUUUGCUAUAUUUAGUCUUUUCAAGUCAAUUAUACGAUUAUUUUGGUGGUUUGUUGCGUUCUAAUAGUAUAAACUAUCAAAAAUAUGAUGUUAUACACGAUGAAUAAACAUUUUGAUGGAAAUGAGUUCAUAAGACGUCUUUUCAUGGUUUUUAGGCUUGAUUUAACGUUUAAAAUAAAAGUAUUGGUACUGUUAGACUUUUGAGAUUUUUGGGUAAAAAUUGACAGGUAUUUUUGUUACUGUAGUUAUUUAUUACCUAAUUUCAGGGAUGCCAUAUCAGGGCACAAAACCUCGAAGAAUAAGCCAGCUUUUGCCAAAUCAGGCAUGGAACGAGUGACUUAUUUAACACAGGUAUGUUAUGAAAGGUUUUGUUUGUUUUUUGAUAUCGCUCGGACCUGACUGCUAUCAGGUUUGGGCUCGGAUAUUGUGGUAGACGUGAUUUUGUUUGGAAAGACAUUAUUUUUGGCUUUAUUGUGUUCCUUUGUAUGUAUUUUUAACAUAACAAAGAAAAGAACGUAUUUUAAGGGACAUUCUGAUGUUAUGUUAGAGACUUCAAUAGAAAGUGAAAGUUUUAUAUUCUUUUGUUAUACCAGCAUGACGGAAUAACAAAAAAGAAAACUUCAACAAGUUUGUGUAAUAUGAUGGUCAUUUGUUAUCUUUUGGGAAUACUUUGUGAGGGUUAUAUUAUUAAUUGGAUGAUUAACAAACAACACAUUAUAUCAUGUAUACAAAGCUAAAAAUUCAUUUUCAGGACCAAUUCGAUGACAUAUUCCAGUACCAACCAGCAUCAACAACUCGAUUAACAUGCAAGAAGGCCACCAAGAAGUUGUGCAAAAACUUUUUGAGUAUUCAAAGCUUUCUAAACUUCCUGAUUUCUUUCUUUCCAAUAUUGAAAUGGUUCCCAGAAUACAAUUGGAAAGAGAAUGUCAUGGGCGAUCUGAUGGCUGGCAUCACGGUGGGCAUCGUGCACGUUCCACAAGGUAUUGCUUAUGCCAUUUUGGCUAAUGUUCCACCAGUUCAAGGGUUGUAUACAGCGUUUUUUGGAGUACUAUUUUACUCGUUUUUUGGGACUUCGAAGCAUGUUUCUGUCGGUAAGUGGUUGUGAUAAAGAAGGUACUAUAAUAAUAUUAGAGUUAUUUGAAUAGGUCUUAUUUGUUAGAGGUCAAACCUUUAUAAAACUUGUUUUGAAACGACUUAAUUAUUCAAAGUUUCAAUACUUGGUUUUAAAAAGUCUUGUCGUUGUUUUGUAAAGAAAUACACGUUAAAAAGCGACAAUACUUUUUUGGAUUUUUACUAAAAUAUUGAAUUGGUAAAAAAAAGUUUGUAUAAAUGAUUGAUUUGGAAGUUAAAGCUUUAUUACCUAUUUUUCGUUAUGUGUUGUAGCUCUUUUGUUGUUUAAACAAAAAGAUUUUGUAGUUUUUCAUUAAAAUUCGUAACUUAAAGUGAAAAAUGAAGAGUAAUCCAAUCAAUUGCUUGGAGACGACAAAAAUAAAGAAACGUUCAGGAAGUUUUUUGUACUUCUUAAUGGUAUAAUAAACCUAAAAAGGCUUUUUAUAAAUACAGGAAUUCAAAAUAUGAUUAAUAUAUUUUCAAAAAUUUAAAUUUAAGCGGCCAAUCUAAAACAACAUCUAAAUAAAAACAAUAUUUCAGGCUCAUUCGCGGUAAUAUCACUGAUGACAGGCGUUGCGUGUACGGAGAUAAAAGCCAGGAUAGACGAAGAGUACUAUAAGUUAGAGGCCAAGUACAUUGGAGAUGCUCACAACCUGAACAAACAGUACGAUCUUCACAAUUUCACCGUCCAGAUGCCGAAGUUGGAUCUGGAGAACGUGGAGAUUGUGUCUACAAUAACAUUUGUAGUCGGACUGAUUCAAUUGUUGAUGGGCUUGCUUCAUGUCGAGUUCUUGGCCGCUUAUAUGAGUGAUCAACUGGUUAAUGGGUUUUGUACUGGUGCUGCUGUGCACGUUGUUAUUGUACAGUUCAACAAGUUGUUCGAGAUCAAAGUGAAGAAGGCGGACGGUUAUGGGUACAUUUUUAAGGUAAGGAUGGGGUGGUUGUUAUUAUAUUAUUAAAAAUGAAUUUUUUAGGUAACAUAUUGUUUAAAAACUGGCAAAAUGUAGUUUUUAUACUUAAAUAUAUAUAAGAAACAUUAUUUUACAUUGCCAUGGUACCUAAAAACUAAUAUAACAUCUUACAGUACAUUUACGAUGUGUUUGCAAGUAUCCAGAAGACCAAUCUUGUGGCAGCCGUCUUAUCUUUGGUCGGGUUUGUCAUCCUAUACAUUGGGAAAGAUAUAAUCAACCCAUUGGCCGAGAAGAGACUCCCUUGUCCAAUACCUUUUGAGCUGAUAUUGGUCAUUCUCUCCACAGCUGUGUCAGCAUUCUUUAAUCUUCACAAAACUCAGAAUAUCUCUAUCGUGGAGAACAUUCCUUUAGGGUGAGCUUUCAAAUAUAAGUAGUGGCAAAAACUUAUAUUAUACAAUAUAUAUAUAUUGAUAAAUGAAUUUAUAUUUAGGUUACCCGAAUUCAAUCUGCCAAGAACUGAUAUUAUCCAUCUAGUUCUAUAUGAUUCUCUGGAAAUAGCAGCAGUGGUUGUGGCGUUACAUAUCAGUAUGUGCAAGGUAUUUAACCGGAAGUUGGGUACUCGUACUGACAAUAAUCAGGUAAGUACUAGAUGUGAGGAUAAGGUUGGGUAAUGGGCAAUGCAAUGAGACUUAGUUUUCGGUCGAAAAAUUGUUUAGAUGCUUGGUAUAAUAUUUUAUGUCAUUUUGCGCCAUAUUAUAGUAGGUUAACUGUAACAUUUCUAGGAAUUAUAUGCUCUUGGCUUCAUGGGUACAUUAUCAUCGUUCUUUGGAACUUAUCCGAUUACUACGUCUUUGGGAAGAUCAAUGCUGAAUGUUGAAUGUGGUGUUAAAACACAGGUUAGUUUUUAAACUUUUUAAAGUUGGAAGUUAAUUUUGAGAUUUUUGUUAAGUAUGCUUUACUAUAUGCAACACCUAAUAUGUCAUUUUUUGAAAAUGCGGUAUUUAUUUAUGGUAUAUUUUUUCAAUUUUGAAGUUUUAGAUGUCCGCCUACUUUUGCGGAGCUCUUCUUCUGGUGGUCAUCUUGUCGGUUGGCCCUUUGUUAUCAGCACUUCCAAUGUGUAUAUUAUCUGUUAUAAUCAUUUACUCUGUAAAGAACGUCUUCAAGAAGAUGCCUUUUGAACUGUGGCAUUUAUGGAAAGUGGCCAAGAUGGAUUGUGUAAGUUAUUUGAUUAUUUUUGUCAUUUUAAAAGCUUUUUGUAUUUGAAAAUGAUAAGACUUUGUUUAAAAGGUCAAAAAGUUAUGGAGUUUUAUGUUAUGGACGUAAAUUUUUUACUUGUAUAAUAGUACAAUACUAAUGCCUUUCAUUAUGCCACAAUCAAAUAUGCAAUUUUAGGUAAUCUGGCUAGUCGCCUUUCUCUCAACUGCCAUUUUCAAUGUAAUGACAGGCCUGAUAUUCUCCAUCGUCUUCGCUCUCCUCACCACCGUAUUCAGAAUCCAAUGGCCGCGAUGGCAAGUGUUGAGUAGACUGAAUGGCACAGAAGAGUACCGUGAUUGUGGAAGAUACGCCAGAGUGACGUUCAUCAAGUCGAUAAGAGUAUUCAGAUUCGACGCUCCACUGUUGUUCACGAACGUCGACAGUUUUGCGAAUGCCGUGGAGAAAGCGUUGUGGACGCAGAGACUGAAGUUGAGGAAGCCGAGCAGUCCAGCCAAACGAGUUGUCGCCAAGAUAUUUGCGAAGAACGGGAAACAGGUAGAUUUUGAAAUUUUUAAUUUUGAAGUAAAGUGUUUUUAAAAUAAUUUUUUUGGUUUUUAAAUUUCGAAAUGUAAUUUUUUUAAAUUUUGAAGUUUUCAUUUGAAAUGUGAACCCUCAAAGGUGUCUUUAAAAGUUUUUAAAAAGUGAUGAAAUUUUCGUAAAAAUUGCUUUUUUGUAAUAAAAAGAAGAGUUUAAUUAAUCAUGACACGUUGUUUUGUUUAAUACAACCUUGUUUAUGGUGUUUGACGUGUUAUAGUAGUCCUAUAAGCUCAUAUUUAAAAAUGUUAAAGGGGUGGAUUGAAAAAAUUAAUUUUUGCAAAAAAAGUGUCAAUUUGAUGUGUUACUACAUGGUUUAACAUUUUUUUGAUGUUUUGUUGCAGGAUUUCAACAUUUUUUAAACGAAAUGGGAGGUUUUGUCACGGAAUGUAUUGUUGGUUAUAGUAAUCAAACUUUCAGAAAUUUCAUUUUGAAAUACUGUUUUAAUGCUUAUUCUCUUCAGAUGCAGAACAAACAGCUGAGCGAAGAUGUGAAACACUUUAUAAUCGACUGUUCUGGCUUCACUUUUGUCGACUACACCUCAGUAUCCUCUCUCAUCGACGUGUUCCAUCAACUAGAGAAGCGUGACAUCUCUGUCUACUUUGCUGGAGCCAAAGCACCAGUCAGAGACAAGUUGGAAGACUGUGGAUUCUUCAAAUCGGUCGGUCGUUCCAACUUCUACCCUACCAUUCACGAUGCCGUCAACGCUUCUGUAGCCGCGAUGAAGCAACAAGACCCCAAGUGUAUGGUCAGAUCUCCAAGUGUCUUCAGAAGCUCCAUAGUGGUACCAAUGGGCGGAGACCCUCAGGCCAACAUUGCUUAUGUGCCAGAAUCAGAAGCAUCGGAUUCAGAUGAACCUAUUGAGAUUCAUUACAUAGAGGAGGAGAAGGACAGAGACUCGAACGUCUAG